AUGAGGGUCGGGAUCGCAAUCUUCACCUUAUUCGCAAGCACUAAUGCAUGGUACUACGGUAGGCCGGAUCCUGGCUCUUCUACUCAAGGAGGAAUAUGGCCGCUCCCUUGGACAAUCUCCUACGACACUUACAACCACACAAUCAAUCCAGGGCAAUUUCAUUUCGUUUCCAAGGUUGGUACCUGUGAUGUGAUAGACAAAAGCAAUGGAUAG
Cooperia oncophora is the source of this 213-nucleotide messenger RNA. NCBI's taxonomy places the organism in Eukaryota, Metazoa, Nematoda, Chromadorea, Rhabditida, Trichostrongylidae. The record is from the annotation of a GenBank genome assembly.